GGAAGGUUUUGUUCUGAAUUUCCCUAUUCCUUUUCCUAUUGGUCUUCCUCUUCACCUUUCUAACUCUUCUGGUCCUACGGCUGAGGCCACUGGCAAAGUAUCCUUGUCCCAUACCAGCUGUUGGCUUUGUCAGCAACCCUUCUCCAGGGUCCCAGGCCCAAGAGGGUUGGACAUGUGUUUGUCCUGGCUAUAUCGUCUUUGGGAGAAGCUUAGGCUCCUGUUCUGCCCCUGGACAAGAUCCACUAUUCAGCUUUCUACUUUGGUGAUCCCUGGCUCCAGAGAAAAAGUAUUAAAAGAGAUAGGAGAGUCAAAGAGGGUGGUAAACGAGGAUGUGAGGGAACAGUCAAGAACUCUGCUUCAGAUGCCCCAAACAGCUAUAUAUAAUGUCACCAGUUUAAUGGAAUCCUUCCUGCAUUUUGGCAGGAAGUUCGGGAUGGGAAAGACUACCCCUUCACAGCCUUCUUCACUGGGGCUUCCACACUAUAUGGAUUCAAAAGAAGCAGAGAUGCUGAGGGAUCUGUAUGUGGUCCUUUGGACAAUGAGGGAGCGGAUCAGGGAGCUAGUCCGCCGGCAGGAGAGACGGAGGCGGCGGCAUUCCAGACCCCCUGUCUGUACAUCGUCAGCCCGAGGCUCAAAACAGGAUGCCCGUAGUCCCCUGUAAGGGACUUCAGAUCGUCAGGCAGCCCCUCUCCUUCUCUCGUGCGGACCCCAACUUCGGCCAAUGGGAGGCGUGACAGGCCCUUAAGUUGAGGAUCAGGGCAGCAGGCCGAGGUUGGGAUGUGAGCAUAGUUCUUUUCCUUUGGUGAGGAAGUCCAGAAACGGGUCUAGAGUCCCGCAGACCCUUUGUUGGGAUGGGGGAUGGGUGGCGUUUCACAAUGUUUAUGCAAAUUAAUUAGUGUACUGAAUUAAAUGAGAGAUUUGUUUCUGAA
Messenger RNA from Antechinus flavipes (yellow-footed antechinus), 929 nucleotides. It is a transcript of the gene SPACDR, whose product is annotated as sperm acrosome developmental regulator. Lineage: Eukaryota; Metazoa; Chordata; Mammalia; Dasyuromorphia; Dasyuridae. The coding region runs from base 173 to 661 and encodes 162 amino acids. The record is from RefSeq and is a predicted model, not a curated record. The transcript is spliced from 3 exons.